CUUGGGUCAUAAUAAUAGGAAGGAUUUUUUAUUUCCAUUUCUUAACUAGGAAGGAUCCUUAAACUAUAUAAGCACAAAAUUCAUCGACACAUUCCUACAUCUCCAAUAUCUCUUCUACUUGUAAAAAAACAACAUACCUUCUAGCAAUUCUUGGAUCAACAAUUUAAUUUCAGGCCACCAAAUUUCGAACAUGGAACACACUACCUCUCUUAAAUUUGAGCACACAUUUGUUCAAAACUGUGAAAGAGUGAAAUCUGUUGAGCUACAUCCAACUGAGCCAUGGGUUCUAUUGGGUUUGUAUUCAGGAACUGUUUCUAUUUGGAACUAUCAAACAAAGACCGAAGAGAAGUCAUUCAAAGUUAGUGAAUCUCCAGUGAGAUCAGCGAAGUUCAUUGUUCGCGAAAAUUGGAUUAUCGCGGCAACUGAUGACAAAUAUAUACGCGUCUACAAUUAUGAAAAUAUGGAAAAGAUAAUAGAAUUUGAGGCUCAUACGGAUUAUAUUAGGAGUUUGGCUGUUCAUCCUUUUCUGCCAUAUGUGGUUUCAGCUUCUGAUGAUCAAGUCUUGAAAUUGUGGAAUUGGAAGAAAAAUUGGUCUUGUGAUGAGACUUUUGAAGGACACUCACAUUAUGUGAUGCAAGUGGCAGUUAACCCCAAAGAUCCAUCUAUCUUUGCUAGUGCAUCCCUUGAUGGCACUUUAAAGAUUUGGAAUCUUGAUUCCUCAGCUCCAAAUUUUACCCUUGAAGGACAUUUGAAAGGAGUGAACUGCGUUGACUAUUUUGAAAGCAAUGAUAAACAAUAUCUUUUAAGUGGUUCUGAUGAUUACACUGCCAAGGUAUGGGAUUGUGAUUCUAAAAAUUGUGUACAAACACUUGAAGGACACAAAAACAAUGUUACAUCAAUAUGUGCUCAUUCUGAGAUUCCUAUAAUAUUAACAACUUCUGAGGAUUCUACGGUUAAAAUAUGGGAUGCAAUCAACUUUAGACUUCAAAACACAUUAAACUUUAAUCUUGAGAGAGUUUGGUGUAUUGGAUACAAAAAAGGAUCAUCUGAGCUUGCUUUUGGUUGUGACAAAGGAUUUAUCAUUGCUACAGUGAACUCUUCAAUUAGUCAAGUGAAACAUGAUUAAAUGAAGAAACUAAAAUGCACUAUAUAUGAUUUUAGAGGAAAGAAGACUGCAAUAGAUCUUAUGUUGUAGAAUUUUCAUAUUGUAAAAUAAAGAGGAAUGUUAGCAAUGCAUUUAACACAUUCUUUUAAAUGUACGUAGUGUUUGUUCUUAGGUGAAAUUUGUGAGUCCUAUUAAAUCUAUAGCUAUUGCUUAUAAUUUGAUGAGGCUCAAAUUAAUUUCACCUGAAAAUAAACAAAUGCUUAAUAGAGUGUGUUCAAAAUUGUGUUGUUAACAUUCCUCUAGGAAUAGUGACCAACACCUAGUUAUGUGUGAGUUUAGAUGCAAAUAAAGAACAUGGUAUUGUGAAGUUAUCCUCGAAGUAAUAAAUUAUUGUAAUACUACUUUUUAUGAACUGUUUAUCGUUUAUUGUGAUUUUUUUU
Molecule: messenger RNA, 1545 nt
Organism: Trifolium pratense (red clover)
Lineage: Eukaryota; Viridiplantae; Streptophyta; Magnoliopsida; Fabales; Fabaceae
Product: coatomer subunit beta'-3-like
Exons: 10
Coding region: 191-1126 (311 amino acids)
Biological process (GO): endoplasmic reticulum to Golgi vesicle-mediated transport; intra-Golgi vesicle-mediated transport; intracellular protein transport
Cellular component (GO): COPI vesicle coat
Molecular function (GO): protein binding
Source: RefSeq, a predicted model, not a curated record